AAGCAGACGUCACGCGUCACAUUGCCACUUCCGGUUGCCUUCCGUAGCUGACGUACAGGUGGACGUGUAUGAAGCUGCGAUGGCAGGAACAGCGUUAAAAAGACUAAUGGCGGAAUAUAAACAACUCACUCUGAAUCCUCCAGAAGGCAUCGUCGCAGGUCCUGUGAAUGAAGAGAACUUCUUUGAGUGGGAAGCAUUAAUCAUGGGACCAGAAGACACAUGUUUUGAGGGUGGUGUGUUUCCGGCUCUCCUCAGUUUCCCGUCUGAUUAUCCACUCAGUCCUCCAAAGAUGAAGUUCACCUGUGACAUGUUUCACCCCAACAUUUACCCAGAUGGCCGUGUCUGUAUCUCGAUCCUUCACGCCCCUGGUGACGAUCCAAUGGGGUAUGAGAGCAGUGCUGAGAGAUGGAGUCCUGUACAGAGUGUGGAGAAAAUCUUACUGAGUGUCAUAAGCAUGCUCGCAGAGCCGAAUGAUGAGAGCGGGGCAAAUGUCGACGCCUCGAAGAUGUGGAGAGAGGACAGAGGCCAGUUCAACAGACUUGCCAAGAAGAUUGUCCGGAAAUCCCUCGGGCUCUAACAAACAAACACACACACACACAGAGCACUUUAUCUGAGCCGAGCUUUUCUUCUCCUUCAUUGAACUGAUGGACAGAUGUAGAAGCGCUCUUCCUCCCCAUGUUCUUCAGAUUGGUCAUCUUCUGUGAAGAAGAUGGAGUGAUGCAGGAGAAAUGAUGAUGAGGAACAGACUGAAGAAGACGCAGUGUUUCUUUCUUUAGAUUUAUUUUUCUCAGAGUCUGACAUACAGUUUUAGUUUAAUGCUGCCUUAUUAAGAGCCCCUGAGGGAUUGUGGGUAAUGAGAGAGAUUGAGGGAUUGUGGGUAAUGAGUGUUUUGCUAUAAAAGCAUGUUACAGUUUAAUUUGUUUAAAGGAUUUUGUUGAUUUGUUUUUCUGCAGUGACAAUAUGCACCAAUAAAACCACCUGAACCAUC
Hemibagrus wyckioides is the source of this 988-nucleotide messenger RNA. It is a transcript of the gene ube2g2, whose product is annotated as ubiquitin-conjugating enzyme E2G 2 (UBC7 homolog, yeast). The transcript has 6 exons. Bases 80 to 577 code for a protein of 165 amino acids. The record is from RefSeq and is a predicted model, not a curated record. Gene Ontology annotation, cellular component: endoplasmic reticulum; cytosol. NCBI's taxonomy places the organism in Eukaryota, Metazoa, Chordata, Actinopteri, Siluriformes, Bagridae.